CUGCGAACCAUGAGGGGAAUCGGAAUCCUAGUGGCGGUCGCUCUGGCCUACGGGCUUCUGGCGGUUUCCGCCGUAAACCUGCCCGGAGUGCCUGUGGACUUUGAUCUGGACGACCACAUCCUGUCAGCUAUUGCGGACGACAUAUCCGAGCGCCUGGCCAAGGAGUACGUUACCUUCUUGAAGACCGGAGUGGAGACGCCCGAGUUCCUGAAGCUCACCAACCAGCUGGCCAAGUCGCACAGUGCGAAGGACAUUUUCACCCGGAACAUGCCCGAUCUGGAGCCGCGGGACAGCUUCUUUGUGUGCGUGGCCUGUCGGUCGGUGAUGCGGGUCUUCAUCCGCACCAUUCGCGACGAGGAGGGCGAGCUUCACGGCGAGGGUAGCACCCUCCUCAUGAAAGACUUCGCCAUGGACGUGUGUCGCAGACUGAACCUGCAGACCGACGAGGUUUGCGAGGGCCUCAUCGACGGCAACGUGGCCACCGUGGAUUACAUCCUGCGGAACUCGGAGAUCGAUUCCCAGAGCUUCUGCUCCUUGUUCAUGGAGUACAGCUUCUGCAACGCGGGCUCCAAUGCGGACUACAACUGGACUCUGCCCGUGGAUAACACGGGAGCAGCAUUGACCGGACCCAAGUCCGAUACCCCUCGCUUCAGCGACGACGACAUCAGGAUCUGCCAGUUCAGCGACAUUCACCACGAUCCCUUGUACACUCCGGGAAGUCGGGCCACCUGUGCCGAGCCCAUGUGCUGCCAGAGGGGCAAGGACGAGGUGGAGGGCACAAGCGACGCCGCCGGCUACUGGGGCGACUACAGGGACUGCGAUCUUCCCUGGCACGCCUUCGAGUCCGCUUUGGAUCACGCGGUGGCGAACACGAAGUGCGACUACGUUUACCAGACUGGAGACAUCGUCGAUCACAUGGUGUGGGGUACCUCCGUGGCGAAGAACACCGAGGUGCUCACCAAAGUCAGCAACCGCCUCAACGCGGCCUUCGGCGAUGUUCCCGUCUAUCCCUGCAUCGGAAACCACGAGCCUCAUCCUCUAAACCUGUUCAGUCCCGAAGGCGUUCCGGAUGAGGUCAGCACCAAGUGGCUGUACGAGCACCUGUACAACGACUGGUCCAAGUGGCUGCCGGAGGAGACGAAGGAGACGAUCCUCAAGGGAGGCUACUACACGGUGGUGCCCAAGAAGGGAUUCCGCAUCAUCGCCCUGAACAGCAACGACUGCUACACGGACAACUUCUGGCUGUACCACAGUGGCACGGACAAGAUCCCGCAGCUGCAGUGGUUCCACGACACCCUCCUGGAGGCGGAGAAGGCCGGCGAGUACGUCCACGUGCUGACCCACAUCCCCUCGGGCGACGGAACCUGCUGGUCGGUGUGGGCCCGCGAGUUCAACCGCUGCAUCACCCGCUUCAGCGCCACCAUCAGUGGCAUCUUCACGGGGCACUCGCACAAGGACGAGCUGUUCGUCUACUACUCGGAGGACGAGGGACACGCCACUGCGGUUGCCUGGAACGGAGGUGCUGUGACCACCUACUCGAACAAGAACCCCAACUACCGUCAGUACGCCGUGAAUCCCGAGACCUACACCGUGACCAACCACUUCACCUGGAUCUACAACCUGACGGACGCCAACCUGAAGCCGGACGAGCAGCCCGAGUGGUUCCUGGAGUACGAGUUCAUCAAGGAGUUCACCGAGGACACGAGUCCUGCUGGCAUUGACAAGCUACUGGAUGAGUUCGCCGAGAAUCCCACGCUGAUGAGGAAGUACUGGCGCUACCGAGUGACCUCUGCGGAUCCCCAAGUCAACGGCGGAUGCGAUCGCACCUGCCUGGCAGGAUCUCUUUGCCGUGCUGCCGUGACCAUCAACUCCCAGCGAGGACGUUGCGAGGAGCUGCGGGAGAAGCUGUUUGCCGCUCUGGACAACGAGGAUAACACCUCGCCUGGAGUCAGCGAACCCACAACGCCUGGAGGAAUCGAACUCACCACUCCGGGUGACGACAACGGAGGCGGAGGAUCCUCCUCCUUGGGACUGCUCAGCAUCAGCUCCUUGCUGGCCGUGGUCCUGGCCAUCCGCCUUAGCUGCUAGUUACGCUCAUUGUACCCCUAAGUUAUAUAAAGCGGAUGGAUUCCAUUCCGAACUGACCACUCUGAAGUGGCAAUAGAAGUACGCGCUUAUCCCUAUCGAA
Messenger RNA from Drosophila ficusphila, 2188 nucleotides. Its product is annotated as sphingomyelin phosphodiesterase. Gene Ontology annotation, cellular component: lysosome. Gene Ontology annotation, biological process: sphingomyelin catabolic process; ceramide biosynthetic process. The transcript has 4 exons. The record is from RefSeq and is a predicted model, not a curated record. The coding region runs from base 10 to 2088 and encodes 692 amino acids. Gene Ontology annotation, molecular function: acid sphingomyelin phosphodiesterase activity. NCBI's taxonomy places the organism in Eukaryota, Metazoa, Arthropoda, Insecta, Diptera, Drosophilidae.